Messenger RNA from Exaiptasia diaphana, 1997 nucleotides. RefSeq names its product TBC1 domain family member 20. The transcript has 8 exons. Gene Ontology annotation, cellular component: endoplasmic reticulum membrane. Gene Ontology annotation, molecular function: GTPase activator activity. Gene Ontology annotation, biological process: positive regulation of GTPase activity; endoplasmic reticulum to Golgi vesicle-mediated transport. Lineage: Eukaryota; Metazoa; Cnidaria; Anthozoa; Actiniaria; Aiptasiidae. The coding region runs from base 198 to 1508 and encodes 436 amino acids. The record is from RefSeq and is a predicted model, not a curated record.
AUAAUUUCUACAGCGAAAGAUGGUGUAUAUUUAUCGCUUGGGAAAAUAUUUUCCCUGAAACCUACGCCGACACAGAUUAAGUUACAUAAACAUGAAGCAUUAUUCUAACUGUGGGGAAAAUAUGGUUUCGAAAUGUAGAAAAAGUAGGCUAAUUUUAAGAAGAAUAUUUCCUGAAACUUGACGACAAUUUUCCAAAGAUGGCUUCUCYGUACAUGAAUAGCGGCUCGAGCCGUCAGUUCGCUUAUAAAAGACGAAAUGCUACAGGCAGAAACAAGAAGAAACAUCAAGGAGAAGAAGGAAUUAUGGCACAAAUGAUGUAUUAUAUGUCAGAAUCUAGAUUACGAAGCAAGAUUAGGAAAAUCAACGAGGCAUUGGAAGAGGAUCCAGUUGAUGUCCAAACUCUUAGAAACCUAGCCAUCUCCCAAGAUGGCCUUAUAACCAAUGACUUAAGACGCAGAGUUUGGCCAAAAUUGGUCAAUGUCAAUGUCUUUGAAGUCCCAAAUUCAUCAUCACAAAGUAGAAAAGGUAUUAUAACAAUCCCUGUUCCUAGUAGUGAGGGCCAUUCCACCCCUAUCAAGGAGGCCAUGUCACAACACCUCCUAGAAAAAAAGAUCAAAGGUGCCGACACAUUAAACCCCCCAGAAAUUUAUCUAUCUUUAACUCACCCCCCAGAAAAGAUCAAAAGAUCAAAACUAACAAGAAUAAUUAUGAGAGUAUUAUGUAAAAAUCCAAACUUACAUUAUUAUCAGGGCUAUCAUGAUAUUGCUGUGACGUUAUUACUUGUUGUCGGAGAGGACCUUGGUACUGCUUUACUAGAAAAAAUCUCACUUCAUCAGCUAAGGGAUUAUAUGGAUGCUACAAUGGAAAAAACAACAAAGAUGUUAUCAUUCAUGCAUCCCAUAAUAAAAGAAGCAGAUCCUGAACUAGAAAAGUUUCUGCUGAGGUCAGAGGUUGGUCAAAUGUUUGCCCUUAGCUGGAGUAUCACAUGGUAUGGACAUGUCCUUAAAGACUUUGAUACCAUUGUAAGACUUUAUGAUUUCUUCCUGGCCACACAUCCACUAAUGCCAGUAUACCUGGCAGCAGCCUUGGUGAUUGAGCGCCGUGAAGAGAUAUUGCUUGGUGAAUGCGAGAUGAGCUUUGUGCACCAUCUGUUGUCAAGGAUACCAGAAAACUUCCCUUAUCGAGUGGAAGAAUAUAUAGUCUCGGCAAUUUUCUUAUUUGAUAAAUAUUCACCUGAGAAGCUGGCAAGUGCUGCUGACAAAUACCUUAAAGAAAGCAUGUCUGUUAAAAAACAUUCAAAAUUUCUACAAGACCUUGACCACCAAAGACCUGAUUCUGUCCUUCGUGAAAGACGCGUCAGAAGAGCAAAAGGCUUUGAAACACUUCCUGGUACAAUACCRAAUGCACAGCCGCCAAAUCCUUACGUUAAACUUGCUGUCUGGACUCUUACUGCAUCAUUAGGGACUGUYGCACUUUAUGUUUUAAGCUCGGCAAAAAGAUGGAUAUGAUUAUUAUUUUUAUUUAAUAAGAAGCUAUGAAGAAAUACAGCUCUUGUUGUUAGUUGCCUUUGAUGUACAGUAUACAGUAUGUGAAAUGCUUGGUACAUGGACAAAAAAAUGAAUAACUCAAAAGAAACGAUCAGGAAAAGGAAUGCUUGCCGCACUGUCAGGAUAUACAUGCAUGUAAAUGACCCAACAGUAAGGAGCGGUACAUGUACCCUGUUGAUAUUGUUGGAGAUAACGUUAUAUGUACACAUUACAGUAUACAUAUAAAAAGCUUGGCAAAAAAAAUUGAAGUGAUAUGGAGAUGAAGCAAACAUUACAUGUACAAUACACUCUCAUGGCAUCACUGUGAAUCAGAUACAUGGAAUUUCUGUACAUGUGAAAAGAUUGAAGCAAAGAUUGCAUUAAUUGAACUGAAUUUCUACACACUAUCCGAAAAGAACUUGUUGGAAUAAUGUUAAAAAAUAUAUCUUAUUUCCCAAACUUAUACUUUAA